This is a messenger RNA of Macaca mulatta (Rhesus monkey), 8118 nucleotides long. Lineage: Eukaryota; Metazoa; Chordata; Mammalia; Primates; Cercopithecidae. The record is from RefSeq and is a predicted model, not a curated record.
AUCUCCCCAAAAGGGAAAGCCUUAGGCGUCCCGGAAGACCCCGCGGACUGUGCACCUCGAGGUACCAGCCUCUCCUAGGAGGAGUAGGGGGCCGCUGGUCAGCGGCUGGCAGAGGGGACCUGUUUGCUGGCCCGUUUGGACGUGGGAUGGGGUGGGGUUUGGAGACUGAGAAGCCCAAGAGAAGACACUGAGUUUCUCCCCACCCCCCAACUCCACUUCCGAUAAAGAACCAGGUGGCGAGGAGGAAUAAGGCGACGUGUAAACACAAACAACCUCAAAAAGAAGCCAAGAAAAGCGAAGCCCAAAGAAGCAAGAGCAACACUGUUACAAAACUGUCUGGUUUUGUAACAAUUUCCCCGCCGCCGGCCAAUGAGCAGCGUGGCGGCAGGUCACGUGGUACCGUUUUAUAUAACACUUUGCUGAGACAAGACAGUUAUUAGGCGGCGCGGGGCGCCCGGCAUGGAGCUCCCGGAGGCGCGGCAGGGUCCGGAGCUCGGUGGCACGGCGGCGGUGGCUGCCCCGAUUUCCUCCAGCUGCCACUCUUUGCUUCGUGUCCCCAGUCCCUAGACGCCUCUUCCCCUCCCGUGUCCCUCUUCCUAUGGAGUCCUUACGGACCGAACAGAUGCUGAGCUUGCCCGCCGAGGUCAGCAGCAACAACUUGGAGCCGGCGGAGCGAGGGGCAUCAGCGGCCCAAGUAGACAUGGGCCCCCACCGAGAGGCGGCUGCAGAGAGCCCGGCACCUCUACCGACGCGGGAGCCAGAGCAAGAGCAGUCUCCGGGAACCUCAACGCCGGAGAGCAAAGUCCUGCUCACGCAGGCAGACGCCUUGGCGUCCCGGGGGAGAAUCCGGGAAGCCCUCGAGGUGUAUAGACAGCUCUCCGAGCGGCAGCAGCUGGUGGCUGAGCAGCUGGAGCAGCUGGUGCGCUGCCUGGCGGAGAAAGUCCCGCAAGGCGAGGCGCUGGCGCCAGCGCCCCCGGGCGAGGGUAGCACCGCAAGCGGCGCCGUGGCGGCGGAAGAGACUGGGGCCGCCGCAGCCGCGGCGGCCACCGAGGUGUGGGACGGCUUUAAGUGCCGGAAAUGUCAUGGGUUUCUAUCAGACCCCGUGUCCUUGUCGUGUGGCCACACCUUUUGUAAACUGUGCCUGGAACGUGGGCGGGCCGCCGACCGGCGCUGUGCGCUGUGCGGGGUCAAGCUCUCUGCGUUGAUGGUGGCCACUGGGCGGGCGCGUGGAUCCCGGCGGGCUGGGCAGCAGCCGCCGCCGCCGCUGCGAGUCAACGUGGUGCUCAGCGGCCUCCUCGGCAAGUUGUUCCCAGGCCCGGCGCGGGCGUCGCAACUCCGGCACGAGGGCAACCGGCUGUACCGCGAGCGCCAGGUGGAGGCGGCGCUGCUCAAGUACAACGAGGCAGUUAAGUUGGCUCCGAAUGACCACUUGCUUUAUAGCAAUCGGUCUCAGAUUUAUUUCACCUUGGAGUCUCAUGAGAACGCACUGCAUGAUGCAGAAAUAGCAUGUAAGCUCCGCCCAAUGGGUUUUAAGGCACAUUUCAGAAAAGCCCAAGCCUUAGCCACCCUAGGCAAGGUGGAGGAGGCACUAAGGGAGUUUCUCUACUGUGUAUCCCUUGAUGGAAAGAACAAGAGAGCAAGAUGUGAAGCCCAAAGACUUCUCCUUAGUUUCUUUUCACCAUCAGUCCCGGGGGAUUCUCAGGAACAUUCUCCCGAUAUCCUGAAGCUGUUGGCACCUCACCCUAGAUUAAAGGAAAACGUAGAGUCAAUGACUACUGAAGUUACCAGCCAUAAUCUGCCAAGGUUGUUACAGGACAAUCUGGAGCUCCCACAUUGUUCUAGUCAGGAGGAAGCAGCAGCCAGGGGAGAUGGCAGCAGUCUGAUGGAUCCAGCUAAAGUGAAGGGGGAUGGUCAGCAGCACCACAUGAAAGACCAGGAAGAAGAGGAGGAGAAGUGGGAUGCUACCUCUCCAAAAGCUGCUUCCAGCAAGACUGGAAAAUGCCAGGAAAAGAAAAGGAAACAUUGCCAAAUUGAAUCCCAAGAAGACACAGGGAUGCCUAAUAAAGCCUCCAAGCAAGAUCCUCCCACUGAUCAGGGGGACAAACCUGCUCUCAGUUUACCACUUGCAUCUUUCGACGCAUCUGACCUUGAAUGCGCUCUAUGUAUGAGAUUAUUCUAUGAGCCAGUCACAACACCUUGUGGGCAUACUUUUUGCUUAAAAUGCCUAGAAAGAUGCCUAGAUCACAACGCCAAGUGUCCAUUGUGCAAAGACGGUCUUUCACAGUGCUUGGCAUCAAGAAAAUACAGCAAAAAUGUAAUAAUGGAGGAGCUCAUAGCUAAAUUCCUUCCAGAAGAACUGAAGGAACGAAGGAAGCUUUACGAAGAGGAAAUGGAAGAACUUUCUAACCUUAAUAAGAAUGUGCCUAUUUUCGUGUGUACUAUGGCCUAUCCCACGGUUCCUUGUCCCCUGCACAUCUUUGAGCCUUGUUACCGCCUAAUGAUUCGUAGAUGCAUUGAGACAGGCACGAGACAGUUUGGCAUGUGCCUUGGAGAUCCUGUCAAAGGGUUUGCAGAAUAUGGCUGCAUCCUAGAGAUCAGAAAUGUUCAAUUCUUUGCCGAUGGCCGCUCAGUGGUUGACAGCAUAGGAAAGAGGCGCUUCAGGGUGCUCCAUCAGAGCCAGCGGGAUGGCUACAACACAGCCGACAUUGAAUACAUUGAAGACCAAAAGGUUCAGGGAGAGGAUUGUGCUGAGCUCAUGGGAUUACAUAACUGUGUCUAUCAGCAAGCGUCAUUGUGGUUUCAUUCACUCAAAUCAUCCCUAAAGAAUCGGAUACUCAAUCACUUUGGUCCCAUGCCGGAGAAAGACGCUGAUCCUCAGAUGAACCCGAAUGGCCCAGCCUGGUGCUGGUGGAUGUUAGCGGUUCUUCCCUUGGAAAGCCGAGCUCAACUCCCCUUCCUAGCAAUGAGGUCCUUAAAGGACAGACUGAAUGGUAUUCGACGAGUCCUGGCCUUCAUAUCCCGAAACCAAAACUAGUGAGUGGAUUGCUGAAGAGGAGCUCCCACCUUCCCCACUGCCGUUGGGGGGAGUCUUGUAAAUAUAUCUAAUUGCAAUAAUAUCUUAAUAGAAGGGAGUGUCAAACAGAGGCGUGAGCCUGCUGUUGAUCACAGAGAGAAGUUGAGUAGAAAGACCAAAAGAAUGUGACCUCUUUGAAACUUUCUGUCUUAAGAUGCUUCUUGACAUGCUGCGUAACUACAUAAACAGCAGAGGUAUUUAAGAGCCCAGAAAAACAUAAUUUGAUUUUAGCAUUAAAAUUUCCAAAAGUUUAAAGUGGUUUUGCUUUAAUAUUCUUUCUUUCAUAGAUCAAUGACUGUGUGGUUGAAAUGUGAGAACAAAGAUACUAAUAAUGUUGCUGUAUAAUUUCACUGACUUGAGGUCUCAUUCCAAAUGGUUCAGGUUUUAUAGAGCAUUGUGUAAAAUAAUGUUCAUACUUCUUUCUGUUUUAAUAAUUUAUUUUUUGCACUACUGUAUCCUUUUUUCUACAUGUAUGUUUGUAACUAUGUAAGCGUAUAUUGCUCAAAAGUUCGUUGCUUUAUUUAUUGAUGUGGUUUACCGUGUACCUAGGGGGAAAUAACAAUACUAGAAGUGUGCAGUUUUUGCUUUAAUCUGUUUUUUACUACGGUGACACUAGUUCUUAGACCAUUUCUGUAUCUAUCCAAGUGGAUGCUUAAAAGAAGUUCAGAAUGAUGCUAAGAUAAUCUGUCUUCAGAGUCCGCUUUUUUUUUUCAGUUUGAACUAAACAAUAUAAAAUACUUAAGGGAUUUGGCCUAGAUUAUGGUGUAAGCCAAGGUAAAGUAAAAUAAUUCAUUUUCUGUGUGUAAUACAGAACAAAGCUGAAAGAAUUAUUUUUAUUAUAGGCAUUUAUUUCAGCAAUCUAAUUGUACGUGUAUCUAAUUUUUCCCUAGUGCAGUUAGGAAUGGGAUUUUAGGCAGGAUCAUAAUUAACUCUUCAGAGGAAAUGGCGUUCAGUUUAGCACAUCGCAGUCAUGCCCAGCUAGCCUCCACACCCCAUCUCUCCUCAGGGUUCUGAGGAUCAAGACCUGGGCAGAAACACUUGAUGAAGGACUUUUUCUUAUUAAAAGUGUAAACAAGCCAAAUAGAGUAGAACCCUAUAAACAAUCUUUUUAAAGGAACCAGACGGCUGGGCCCAGUGGCUCAUGUCUGUAAUCCCAGCACUUUGGGAGGCUGAGGCAGGUGGAUCACUUGAGGUCAGGAGUUCGAGACCAGCCUGACUAACAUGGUGAAACCCUGUCUCUACUGAAAAUACAAAAUUAGCCAGGCGUGGUGGUGCAUGCCUGUAAUCCCAGCUACUUGGGAGCCUGAGGCAGGAGAACCACAUGAACCCGGGAGAUGGAAGUUGCAGUGAGCCAAGAUUGCACCAUUGCACUCCAGCCUGGGCGACGAGCAAACCUGCAUCUCGAAAAAAAAAAUAAAAGGUGGGGGGGAGCCAGAUAAUCUAUUAUUUUAUCUAAGUACUGCCUUUGCUUCUAGUUGCAUGGGUGAAAUAUUUCAAUGUAGGGGAAGAAUACAGGGUGAGAAGUAAGAGUAAGCCCUGAUUUAGCUUGCUUAGUGCUAGUUUGAGUCCUUCAGUGGCAGGACAGCCUGUAAAGUACCACGAGUAUGGGAGUGUUAUAAUGGCAGAGUGAAACGAUUAGAGCAGGGAGGAAGUGAAUUGUGCCAUUAGUACUUUCAUGCAAAUCAUACCAUGUGAUUUUGGAUAGCGAAUGAUUUUUGCAUCAUUCACUCACAGCUCAUUGCUCUGUUAAGGUGAGAAGGGUAAUUCUUACUUCUCCCAUCACCACCUGUAGCUAGAAACAGGAAAGGGAGAAUGAGAUGAUCCAGACGACAUAAAAAAGAUACAUGUAAGCAGAAACCAGAUGGUCUUUGCAGCACUCACUUAAUGGACAUUGUCGCCAGAGCAUUGUGUUUAUCAGAUUUGAUGUUUGCAGCUAGUCUGGGCAGGUGAAGAACAGAAAUAGAUGGAAGUAUAGGCAUGAUUUCUGCCCAAGCAAACUCUGCAAGGCUCAGGGAGCAGAAAAGACUCCCCCUCCCCCCGAUUCUCAGACCAUCUGGUCAUAACACAAUCCUAAUAGUUUCUUAUUAUCUAGUGUAAAUGCAACAAAGACAAGGGCCCUGAGCUUCUCUACUUAUUAGAUAUAUUACUUUUGGCAAUUGAUUUAACUUUUGCCAAGCCCCAGUUUUCUAAUCUAUGAAAUGAUAGUGAUAAGUUCUGCAUAUAGGGUUGUUACAAAAAUUAAAUGAGAUAACGUGUAAAUCAGUUAGCACAGUGUCUCACACCUAGAAUGCAUUCAAGAAAUAAUACCUACUAUUAGAUUAGUCAUAGUUAUAGAAUAUCAUCAAGGGCCUACAUUUGUAUAAAACGCUGCCUUUACACACAAUAUCCACUUAAAACCCCUUUAAACUUACUUGGGGGAAUACAUACCACUGAUUUUUGGACCCAUAAUUUGAUGAUUUACAGAUAAUUCUUUUGGGAAUUAAAUCUGUGUGAAAGUGAAAUGACUGGAGAACAAAUGAGGGUCAGAGAUAGCGAUCAAUCGUAUACCAGAAAUUUUUUUCCCGCUUCAAUAAGGGCUAAAAGGUAGUGCCGUUUGUAGGUCUGGGAUUUCUUUUGUGUGUGUGUGUGUGAGAGAGAGAGUCCAAGUCUCACUCUUUGUCACCCAGGCUGGAGUGCGAUGGCUCGAUUUCAGCUCACUGCAACCUCUGCCUCCCAGGUUCAAGUGAUUCCCCUGCCUCAGCCCCCCAAGUAGCUCGGAUUAUAGGCACGCACCACCAUGACUGGCUAAUUUUUGUAGUUUUAGUAGAGAUGGGGUUUCACCAUGUUGGCCAGGCUAGUCUCAAACUCCUGACCUCCGGUAAUCCACCUGCCUGGGCCUCCCAAAGUGCUGGGACUACGGGUGUGAGUGUGAGCCACCGCGCCCAGUGUAGGAUUUCUGAUAGAAUGGAAGCCUUAAGUUCUAGCUCAAUUAGAAUAACCAACUUACCACUCCCUGUUCUCCAAAAUAUAUUGAGAACCUUACCCAUCCCAGAUGAUUAGAGUUUACAAUCUGUGACUUCUGUGCUUAGUUGUAGUAUUUCUUUAUGUUGCCCAAAGUAACAGAUUCAACAAAAAUGUGCUGAGAUCCCCAUGUACCGGGUACUGAGCCAAGUGAUCUCACAUACCUGAGCUCAUUAAAUCAUUUAUUUCUCAUAUCAACCCUGCGAGAGCAGUUAUAUCCCUAUAUUAUGAAUGACAAAACUGAGCCUCCACUAUGUUGAAUGCUUUGUCUAGUUGCAAGGCAGGAUGCAAGGCUAAGCUUUGGCUUUCUUUGGGAUGUACCUUAACGAGGUAAUCAAUUGGUCUUGACCAUUUUUACACUGGGAAAUUGGUUUUGCUGCACAGCUUGGGAAUGAAGGAUAUCUAGAAGAAAGACAUAAAGCUAAAUCUAGGCCAGAAAAAUAAGACUUCCCCCACGGUAGAUAGUGCCACUUAUUUGGUUAGUUUUUUUGUCUGUCAUGACUGACCCAGUCUUUUGCCUAGUAGGUUAUUUUUUGGUUAUUUUUUGUAUGUAUGUAUAUAUGUCUUCGUGUGUGUGUGUGUGUGUAUAUACACACACACACAAGGUAGCAAGCGGACAUCAUGCCUUUCUGCUUUGUACUGUACUACUGCUGCUAGCAAAUAACCAGCAAAAUGUAGAAAAUAAAAAACCAAUUUUCUGUAGACAACUUGGAGAAAAGAGUGCCUGCCCCUGACUUAGCGGGGCAGAGAAUGACUAUUUUUAAAGUUUGCCUUUUCUGAAGGCCAGCUGCUUCUAGCCCAGUGCUGCCUAGGCAGCAAGGGGCAAGCCGAGUCAUUGCGCAUGUGGCGCUUCCAGCUCUUACCUGUGGAGCUGACCUGGGCUCAGAUAAUCCCCUGUGACUGGCCAUUGGAGCGGUGCAGCUCCUAAGGCUUGUUCACAGCAUCCAGAGGUCUCUUACAGUAAACAGAUUGCAUACUGUUGACAGACUGCAAUCUGUCUGUGUUCCCCACACCAACUCCAUUUCCAAGAUGGGAAUUUUAUUCAGGGACUCAUUCCUUGAGUUCCCAAUAUAUUGACUUUGCAUCCAUUACUGCUCACCAAGGCAGAACCAUAACAGUGGUGUGUGACAAAGAUGCAAAUGGAGGGCAGCCCAAACAAUGGAAAAAGGAAGAUUUUCAGCCCAUUCUUGAAGCUGAGAAAUGAGGUUUUGAUUUAUGAUAGAAGACAGUUCUAAAAAGCAGCUGGCAGCAUGGGCUUCAAUUUGUGCCCGUUCUGAGUUCAAAGAGAAGGAAGGAAAAGGAGCCACAUAAAAUGUACACAUUCAAUUCAUCUUAGAAUGAUAGCUCCCACCUUAUUACACUGUACAACUAUUUAAUAAUCUGGAUUACACACAUCCAGAGGUGAAAUGAAGAAAUUUUCACUUACAAAAGUGUAUUUCCAAACAUGCUAAGUUAACCUCCAGAGAGAAGUGCCUGUAAUCUCUGUUCCUGGUGUCACUUUAAAGCUUUUGCUUCAUGACUCUGUAGCUGUUGUUUAAAAUGUUUUUGCAGCAAACGUGAUUUAACAGAAGUUUACAAAGCAACACUGUAGCUAAUGCAUAAUUUUAAAAGUCGAUUAACAUUUAUCUAUUGUUAAAGCAACACUAAUAAUGGAAUAAAAGGAAAGUUAAUAGGUCAAUGUGGCACCAUAGGCUUAUUUUAGAUAAACUAGUUCCAUCAUCUUAUGCAGUUGUAAGUAAUGCCAGGAUUAAAAUAUCAAGCAAGCCACAUAAACAGUGGCAAAUGUGUGUGUGUUUUCCAUUUGUUUGGUAAGCAGCCAUUUUACUCUUGCACUGUAACGAACUGAAGGGAAAUAUAAGAUAAUGCUUUUUUUUCCCCCCAUAUUGCUAUUCAACUACCUCUAUAUGCUUUAUUUCUUUUUAGGAUUCCCUUCCUCCAAAUCUGUACAAAAACGUUUCAGCUCAUCUAUGUUGUAAUAACAAUGUGAUACAGACAGUUUGUGUGAAAGUUGUUUGUUCAUUAAAAAAAUGUUUCCUAUUGCCUCA